AUGGCGAAUAUCACCGCCGCCGGCGAGGGCAUCACCGGCGGCAUCAAAGGCACUUCUUUGGGAAUGCAGAUCACCAUCGCUACUCUGGCUGGUGUCACUUGGUACAACGCUUUCGAACUGAUCAUCCUCAUCUUCGUCACCUUUUCCCAGUAUCGUGGUCUCUAUUUCUGGAGCUUGUUCGUCUCUUGCGCCGUCGGCUUGAUCCCAUACUCCCUUGGUUUCCUCUUGAAAUUCUUCGAACUCACCACUGCGACAUGGCUGUCGGUGACCUUUCUCACUAUCGGCUGGUGGACGAUGGUGACCGGCCAGUCUAUUGUUCUAUACUCGCGUCUGCACUUAGUCCUCGACAACCAGCGCAUCCUUCGGCGCGUUCUGACCAUGAUCCUUGUCAACGCUGUCUGUCUUCACCUUCCUACCACCGUUCUGACCUAUGGCAGUAACCUCGCGGGAGAAAGACAUGUCCAUCCUUAUAUAAACGGGUACAACGUCAUGGAGAAGAUUCAAAUGACUGGCUUCUGUCUACAGGAGUUCAUAAUCUCGGGCCUUUACAUUUGGGAGACAGUCCGCAUGAUACACCUCGACAUGGACCGCUCUAAGCGCAAGAUUCAGUACCAACUCAUCAUCAUUAACCUGAUUAUCAUCAUUAUGGACAUUGGACUUCUUGUCGCCGAAUACCGCGACUACUAUAUUAUGGAGACAAUGUUGAAAGGCGCCGUCUACAGUAUUAAACUGAAGCUUGAGUUCGCCGUCCUCGGCAAACUAAUCCACCUUGUCCACAAUCACGUCUGGAAACCCGAGUCCUUCUCCGUGCCCCGCGAACUUCCUGAUUUCGUCGAUGCGACUCGCGUCACCUCGGACCUUACCCACGCCCCAACCGCGCAAACACAUACUACCCGAGGACAAUCCUGGAUGGAUGACGAUAUUUCCGUCGCCUAUUUCGAACAUUGCCCGUCUCGCGACCAGAAUGGCAGCGCAGAGAUCCCAAAUUCGUGGGACUCGGGGACACAUAUCAGAAAUCAUGGCGACCAUACAUCAAUCGAUUUCAAUGACCCCUGGUGUCACUACCAGCGCCAACCUGCGAGCAUACCUGAAAAGCCAGGAUGA
Molecule: messenger RNA, 1104 nt
Organism: Penicillium waksmanii
Lineage: Eukaryota; Fungi; Ascomycota; Eurotiomycetes; Eurotiales; Aspergillaceae
Exons: 1
Coding region: 1-1104 (367 amino acids)
Source: RefSeq, a predicted model, not a curated record